CUGUCAAGGCGUAGCAGCAGUUGAGAGGCGGUCGCACUGUCCACGCCACUGGAACUUUCGAUACCUGGUUGGCGCCUGGCCACACUUUCAUUACCUCGUGGUGUUUCAGUCGGUCGCAUUUUCAUUAAGUCGCCAUUUUAAAAUUAUUAUAGUCAAGUACAAUGGCAGAUGUGGAAAAGGAGCCCGAGAAGACCAUCGCCGAGGAUUUGGUGGUGACCAAGUACAAGUUGGCCGGCGAAAUCGUCAACAAAACCCUCAAGGCGGUAAUUGGACUCUGCGUGGUUGAUGCCUCCGUCCGGGAGAUCUGUACCCAGGGCGACAAUCAGCUCACCGAGGAGACCGGCAAAGUAUACAAAAAGGAGAAGGACCUGAAGAAGGGCAUCGCCUUUCCCACCUGUCUGUCCGUCAACAACUGUGUUUGCCACUUCUCGCCAGCCAAAAACGAUGCUGACUACACGUUAAAGGCCGGUGAUGUGGUCAAAAUUGACUUGGGAGCCCACAUUGAUGGUUUCAUUGCCGUGGCCGCUCACACAAUUGUGGUAGGCGCUGGAGCGGAUCAGAAGAUCAGUGGUCGCCAGGCCGAUGUCAUUCUCGCUGCCUACUGGGCUGUCCAGGCUGCCCUGCGCCUGCUCAAGUCCGGCGCCAAUAACUACUCCCUCACCGAUGCAGUGCAACAAAUCAGCGAGUCGUACAAGUGCAAGCCCAUUGAGGGCAUGCUCAGUCACGAGCUGAAGCAGUUCAAAAUUGACGGUGAGAAGACGAUCAUACAGAACCCCAGCGAGGCGCAGCGCAAGGAGCAUGAGAAGUGCACCUUCGAAACGUACGAGGUGUAUGCUAUCGAUGUUAUCGUCAGCACCGGCGAAGGAGUGGGACGCGAGAAGGACACCAAGGUCUCCAUUUACAAGAAGUCUGAGGAGAACUACAUGCUCAAGCUGAAGGCUUCCCGUGCCCUGCUGGCAGAGGUGAAAACUAAGUACGGAAACAUGCCAUUCAACAUCCGCAGCUUCGAGGAGGAGACCAAGGCCCGCAUGGGAGUUGUUGAGUGCGUCUCGCACAAGAUGAUUGAGCCCUUCCAAGUGCUGUACGAGAAGCCAUCCGAGGUUGUGGCGCAGUUCAAGCACACGGUUCUGCUCAUGCCCAACGGCGUCAACUUGGUCACCGGCAUCCCAUUCGAGGCGGAGAGCUACGUGAGCGAGUACAGCGUGGCGCAGGAGGAGCUGAAGACUCUGCUCGCGCAGCCUUUGGGUCCCGUGAAGGGCAAGGGUAAGGGCAAGAAGGCUGCAGCUGGAGCGGCGACAAAGGUGGAAACGGCGCCGGCCGUCGAGACCAAGGCAUAGACCACCCCGGUGAUCAUGAACAACCGCACCGCCAACCCAACAACGGAAACACAAUGUGAACAAUUGCGCUGCCUACCGCUGCCGCUCCACAGAUUUUUACUAUCGAAUUCGUUGCGUAUUAAAGCCCUUUUGACAACAGAAUAGGACAGAAGAGUAGAGACGGCAACAAUUUGAGGAUGAAAACGCAUAUACAUUUCCCCAAAAAUUCCUCCAUCCAUCAGCAGAGGGCGGUCGGUGCCGCGCCAACUUUACCUCUUUAUUUCCUUUACUAUAAGCUGCCUUCGUUUAUCGGUCUGUUCAACAUCAUCGCAACGAAAAAGCAAAGCAAGAACUGUCGUCAAAUUGUAACAAUUUUAACGCUAAAUGAUCUUAAAAUAUAAUUCAAGUGAAACGUUAUUAACGCUGCGUAGUAGGUAUUAAAUAAAAUUAACAUUUUCUAUAAAACAGCCGAUAAAUGCCAAACGAGUUUUCAUUUAUGUACGGCCGGCCACCCAAUUCCUAAUCGAAUUCGAGACGCUUUUCAUUCUAAUAAAUGCACUUGAGAGUCGUGUUUAUUUUAUACGUUUAAUUUAGUUUUGAUGUUCACAUUCACAUUAUACAAUUUGUAAUUUA
Drosophila yakuba is the source of this 1949-nucleotide messenger RNA. RefSeq names its product proliferation-associated protein 2G4. The coding region runs from base 162 to 1337 and encodes 391 amino acids. The transcript is spliced from 8 exons. The record is from RefSeq and is a predicted model, not a curated record. Lineage: Eukaryota; Metazoa; Arthropoda; Insecta; Diptera; Drosophilidae.